AGCAUGUUCCUACAGUUUUUGACAAUUAUGCAGUUACUGUCAUGAUUGGAGAUGAACCAUAUACUUUAGGCCUAUUUGAUACAUGUGGUCAGGAAGAUUACGAUCGCCUCCGUCCUUUGUCUUAUCCUCAAACAGACGUAUUCUUGAUCUGCUUUUCUGUAGCCUCACCAGCUUCUUUUGGAAAUGCUAAAGAAAAAUGGGUCCUCGAGGUUCAUCAUCAUUGUCCAGAUAUUCCAUUCCUGAUUGUCGGUACUCAAAUAGAAUUGCGGGAAGAUCCAUUAGUGAUUGAAAAAUUAGCACGGCAAAAGAUUAGACCCAUAACUUCGGAGGAAGGUAAAAGACUCGCUCAAGAAUUAGGAGCAGUUAAAUAUGUUGAGUGUUCAACAGUUACGCAAAAAGGCCUGAAAAAUGUUUUUGAUGAAGCAAUAGUCGCUGCAUUAGAACCACCGGAUGGGUCAACACAAUUUUUGGAAGAGGUCAAUGCUAAUGUCAAAAUUAAUCAAGAGACUCGUAUUUCCGGAACUGAAUGA
Molecule: messenger RNA, 530 nt
Organism: Racocetra persica
Lineage: Eukaryota; Fungi; Glomeromycota; Glomeromycetes; Diversisporales; Gigasporaceae
Source: the annotation of a GenBank genome assembly